AUGGGCAACGUGUUUGAGAACCACAGCUACAGACACGCGUCCCGAGGGCGGUCCCCACUUUCCGAAGCAGGUUCCCUGUGCCGGGCAGCGGCGAUCUACCCCAGCUGCCCCUUUCCCUGCACAAUUCCCCGCAGGCCUUGCAGCCUCAGGCCCUGCGCGGCGGGGACGGGGCAGAGCCACCUCCGUGCAGCAGCAGCCGCCCUGGCCCGGUGUCUGCGGCUGCCAAGGGAAGGAGGGCGGGGGACGCGGCACCGCGUCGCCUCUCGGACUCCUCGGGGCGGCCCGCGAUGGCGUGUGCUCCUCGUCCGUGUGCCUCCCUCCCUCCAUCCUUCCUUUACUCCCUCCCCGCAGGCAGCAGCGGCCGGGAGGGAAGGGAUCUGUCGAGAGGAGCGCCAGUUCCCGGGCAGAGCGGGGCGGACGAGCACAUGGCAGGGCCGAGCAUGGCCGCGCCAUGUUCGCUCCUUCCUGCCCCUCCCUUCCCCCCACCGCUCCCCCGGCCCUGGCGGCGCUGGGAAAGAGCCUGCUUCCCAAAGUCUUCGUUUUGCAUCAACUACAGCCGGUCUCAAAACUGAGACUGAAGUGGACACAAGUGAAAAUGAGGUUGUUGCCCCAAACUUCACUAACAGAAACCCUCGGAACUUGGAGCAGAUGGCCCUGGCUAGGAAGGAGCGUGGCUGGAAGACAACAUGGCCAAAGCGUGAGUUCUGGCACAGAUUGCGGCUUGAGCGGACACAGCAUUACGUAGAAGCCUUUGUCGAGCGCUCCAACGGGGAUGUUGUGGUAUCUGCCUCUACCCGAGAGUGGGCCAUAAAGAGACACUUGUACAGUCCCAAGGGAGUAGCUGCAUGCAAAAACCUUGGCCGUGUGAUGGCACAGCGCUGUUUGGAAGCAGGAAUCAACUUUGUGAACUUUAAAGCCAUUAUCCCCUGGGAACACCGUUGUGACUCGAUUCAGGAAUUUGAGAAGGCUAUGGAGGAGGGUGGUGUUGUUCUGCAUGAGCCACGAAGAAUCUACCGGUAAAAUGGAGACCUUUGGGAAGACUUUCCAAGGAACAAAGAUCACUUCUUUAGCUUUGUGUACUGGUAGAGGGAAGGUCCAGAGCUGGAAAAAGUCUGAAU
Molecule: messenger RNA, 1118 nt
Organism: Ficedula albicollis (Collared flycatcher)
Lineage: Eukaryota; Metazoa; Chordata; Aves; Passeriformes; Muscicapidae
Gene: MRPL18
Product: mitochondrial ribosomal protein L18
Exons: 5
Coding region: 1-1020 (339 amino acids)
Biological process (GO): translation
Cellular component (GO): mitochondrion; ribosome
Molecular function (GO): 5S rRNA binding; structural constituent of ribosome
Source: RefSeq, a predicted model, not a curated record